Etheostoma cragini (Arkansas darter) is the source of this 2632-nucleotide messenger RNA. RefSeq names its product B-cell receptor CD22-like. Bases 226 to 2169 code for a protein of 647 amino acids. The record is from RefSeq and is a predicted model, not a curated record. NCBI's taxonomy places the organism in Eukaryota, Metazoa, Chordata, Actinopteri, Perciformes, Percidae. The transcript is spliced from 11 exons.
ACAAAUGGCCGUCUGUCUCCUGAUGUAGUUCUGAGUCUGAUUGGGCUUCCUGAUGUGCUCUGUGUUCCAGUGAUACAGGGUUGGUAUGGCUGGGGGGUGACUUACACCUCUAAGGAGAUCUGUGCUGUUAAAGGAUCAACAGUGGACAUAACCUGCAGCUACAAAUACCCAUCCUGGGGGAAAGACAGUACUACUACAGUUAAGACAAAGUUAUGGUUUACUAAAAUGAAUAAUCAUGAACCUGUAGAUCUGAAAACUGACUCAGAAUAUUCAGGUCGUGUGCAGUACAGUGAUAAUAAGAAGAUCUGCACUCUGAGAAUCUCAGACCUGAGAGAGAGCGACUCAGCUGUGUACAAGUUCAUGUUCACAACAAACCAAGAAGGAGGAAGAUAUACUGGUUAUCCUGGAGUCACUUUGUCUGUUACAGGUCUCCAGGUGAUAUCACAUUCUAACAGGCUGGAGUGUCGGAGCAGUUGUCGUCUACCUAAUAAUCCUUCCUAUGUCUGGUACAAGAAUGGACAGGAGAUUCAGACAAAAACAUCUUAUUAUUUAAAGGAGUUGUAUUAUUCAGACAGCUAUUCCUGUGCUCUUCAAGGAUAUAAGGAGUUCCCCUCUCCUUCAGUGUGUGUCCGAGGUGAAUCCUGCAACAGAGUUACGUACACUGACAGAAGCAUCUGCGUCUCCAGAGGCUCUUCAGUGGACAUUUCUUGCCUGUACAACAGCUACAAUUAUCAUAACACAUCAUCAUUCUGGUUCAGUCGUGAUCAUCGAGGGCAGAAUCCUUCCCAGCCUGGAGACCUUAGUAAAGACUCCCAGUAUGAAGGUCGUGUUCAGGUAGAAACAGAGAGAGGACGCUCCACUCUGAGAAUCUCUGACCUGAGAGAGAGCGACUCAGCUGAGUAUCACUUCAAGUUCAUAACACCACGCUUUGAAUGGAGGAGCAGUUUACCUGGAACAACUCUGACUGUCACAGCUCUGCAGGUGCAGGUGAUCAGAGUAACAGUCUAUCAAUCUCGGACCUAUGCAGAGCUGAAGUGUCUCAGCAGCUGCAGUCCAGCUGGUCCUCUCCCCUACGUCUGGUUUAAUAAUGGAAGACACAUAACCUGGGAGAAGACAUCUACCAUUACAGUCUGGUUUGAUCCCUCAGACGUCUUCUCCUGUGCGUUGAAAGGACAUGAGAAGUCCCCCUCUCCUUCAGUGUAUGGUCCAAAGCGCCCCUCUGUGUCAGUGAGUCCCUCUGCUGAGAUAGUGGAGGGCAGUUCAGUGAAUCUGACCUGUAGCAGUGAUGCUAACCCAGCAGCUAAAUACACCUGGUACAAGGAGAAUGUAAACUUUAGACCUCCCAGUGAAGAUCCACAGCUCGUCUUCAUCUCCGUCCAGUCCUCUGACUCUGGACAGUAUUCCUGUACAGCUGAGAACAAACUUAUGAGGAGGAAAUCUAUUGACUUCUCUGUUAAUGUGAAAUAUGGUCCAAAGCGUCCCUCUGUGUCAGUGAGUCCCUCUGCUGAGAUAGUGGAGGGCAGUUCAGUGAAUCUGACCUGUAGCAGUGAUGCUAACCCAGCAGCUAACUACACCUGGUACAAGGAGAAUGAAGACUCACCAAAAGCAUCAGGACAGAUCUUCACCAUCACUGAUGUUAGACCUGAACACAGUGGGGAUUAUUCCUGUGAAGCCCAGAACAGAAGAGGACGUCAGAGCUCCACCUUACAUCUGACUGUUGUAACAGGUUCAAUGAAAUCAGUAGCUGCUGGAUCCAUCACUGCUAUUUUCCUGGCUAUCAUAUUCCUCUGUGCCUUCCUAUUUAUUAGAAGAAAGAGGUCAUCUAAACGAAUCACCGAGCAACGAGAGAGACCAGACAACCAAGCUCAGGAACACAUGGGUUCAGUGUAUGACAGCCCUUCAGCUCCAGUCCAGAGAACUCCAGCAGAGCAGCAGGACAACCUUUGCUAUGCCAGCGUGAGCUUCUCUAAAAACCAGGAAGAGGCUCUCUACUCCAACAUCAGGCUAGCUCAGCCCCCCCGACACAAAGAGGAAGAGGAGGAUGAGGAUGUGGAGUACACUGCUGUCAACUUUAAGAGGGCCAGUGCUACCACAGAAUCAGGAACUCAAGAGGCUGCGGAGGAUUUAUCUGAACUGUACAGCACGGUCAGCAAACACCCAAGAGUUUGAUCACAACACAACUCUUUGGUUUCUUUAGCAGUGUUCAAGCAAGUCAACACACAUUUAUCAAUAUAUGAAGAUUGAGUAUUAAGCAUUGUUAUGACAUGCAGCGAUACGUCUCUAGUGGAAUCAGUUAACAGCUGGCGAGCUUUUAAUUCAUAAAUACACAAUAUCCUGAAAAAGGAGCAAUGUUCUAUUGCCAGUGAUAACAAAUCUUGUCAAGUACAUUUCUUUGUAAAUUAUAUUUCUUUAUCUCCUGUCUUAUCUGUUUAUUCUUAUUUAUUUUCCUUAUUUGUUUUACUUAGUAGGGCACCAAUUUAAAAACUUAAAUGGAUUCUUUUUUACUCUGGUUUUGUAUAUUUUCACACUGUUUUUCAUCCUCUGGCUGCAGUUUGAGCCAGUGGAUUAAUUGCACUGAUUUCUACUGUUUAAAUAACCUGAUAUUUAAUUGAAUAAAUAUGUACAAUCACUA